CCAACACCGAGAAAUAUAUCUCGCUACUCCGACUUCACUCAACGAGAACUUCCUUUUCCUAUGGACAUCGGCGUUCUAUCCACAAACCAGGCACCUCCUUUUGCUUAAGAUUAUGGAAAAUAAUUUGGCGAUAAUGGAAGAGACGGAUCAAAUUUCCAUGUUGCCACAGGCAAUUUUGGACCAUAUUCUGUCUUUUCUUGCUAUUAAAGAUGCUGCAAAAACUAGUACAUUGUCCAAGGUUUGGAAUAGUGUUUGGAUUUCCCUCUCCUCCUUACAAUUUUGGAAUAGUGUUUAGAUAAUAUCAAAGAGCUGUUUUUAGAGGUUGGGAUAUACACUUACAACAAGUUACCUGAAGUAGUCUUUGCUGCCAAAUCUUUAAAUGUGCUUAGUUUACGUGGAUUUAAUCUUGAAUUACCCUCGGGUGGCAUAAAGUUUUCAUCUUUGCGAGACUUAUACCUUGUUGAUUCAUAUUUGGACGAGCAAUUACUUCAAGCUCUAUGCGCAAUUUGUAGACAUUUAGAAGUUUUUUCUUUAAGUGGAUUUCAUGGACUAAUGAGUUUACAAGUUACAGGAACUUUACCGCCAUGUAAUUAACAUAACUGCUUGCAAAUCCGUAAAGCAUUUGAAGCUCACUGCUAUGGCUGUCACUGACCAAUGGUUAGAGGACCUUUUUACCAAUCUACCCAACCUUGAAAUCUGUUACUUAUUUUCUUGUUCGUCGUUGAAGAUCAUUAAGAUUUCAAGCUACCGACUUAAGCUUCUGAAAGUAGUCUCGUGCUAUAAUCUGAUUGCGGUUGAUCUGGAUACUCCUAACUUAUUAAGAAUUACUUCUGAUGUUCUUCAUGGAAAAGAGGAACUCUUGUUCAAACUGAAAGCUUCGCAAUUGCUAGAAGCUAAGAUCAAAUUGAUUCCAGGCCUAGAAGCCCUUGACACUCAUUGGUACUCUAAGCUCGCGAAUUCUCUUGGUAACUUUAAUCUUUCCAGGGCUAUUACACUAAGCUGUGACGAAGACAAGGUGAUAGUUAUACCAAAAGACAUGAGAGAAAACUUGAUUCCUCCACUUUCUGGUCCCAAGUGUUUGCACAUUAAAAUUAUGGAUCGGUCGAAUUAUUCAGUUGUGGAUGUUGUUGAUAGUUUGCUUUGGAUGUCUCCUCAACUGGACACCUUAUCUGUUGACCAGGGUCGAGACUUAAAGAGCGUGAUCAAGUUUACAUACAGCGAUGCAGCAAAUGAAGACGAGAAACCUUGUUGUGCAUCUCUACCUUGGAAAUGUUGGAAGCAUGAGCUAAAGAAAGUUAAAUUGCAGAACUUUACAUGUACGGAGCUAGAGAAACUGAGAAACUAUUUUCUCUCAAAUACAGAUAUAUUGGAGAAGAUAAUUGAAGAUCCACCAUAAUGAAGCCUUUUUACUUCAGUUCAGUAGCUUUACUUUAACUAAGUUUCCAUGGUUCCUUAUGUGUAGUUGCAUCUAGCUAAUUUUAGGUUUUGAAUAAAUUUUCUACUGUACUAGAAGCAGGUUGUGUACUCGUCAAUCAUGGGCGAUCUCUCUUGGGACGUUUGUUUGCAAUGACAUUGUGCUUUGUUUUUUGUUUUUGUUUUUUUUGGUUUGGAAGUUUCAAACUUUAAGCAAAUUAUCCUAGACAUUAUUUUGAAGUUCAUGUAUUUGUGAUCUUGUUGA
Messenger RNA from Nicotiana tabacum (common tobacco), 1678 nucleotides. NCBI's taxonomy places the organism in Eukaryota, Viridiplantae, Streptophyta, Magnoliopsida, Solanales, Solanaceae. The record is from RefSeq and is a predicted model, not a curated record.